Homarus americanus (American lobster) is the source of this 583-nucleotide messenger RNA. RefSeq names its product 40S ribosomal protein S13 (gene RpS13). Gene Ontology annotation, cellular component: nucleolus; cytosolic small ribosomal subunit; ribosome. The coding region runs from base 110 to 565 and encodes 151 amino acids. The record is from RefSeq and is a predicted model, not a curated record. Gene Ontology annotation, biological process: translation. NCBI's taxonomy places the organism in Eukaryota, Metazoa, Arthropoda, Malacostraca, Decapoda, Nephropidae. The transcript has 4 exons. Gene Ontology annotation, molecular function: small ribosomal subunit rRNA binding; structural constituent of ribosome.
ACUUCUCACAGACAUUAUUGGAACCGAGGCGCGAGGCUCCGCUCUUUCCCGAGUGGUGUGUAGAGAGAGGCGGCUGAAGCGCCCAACAAACACAAUAAAAUCUUAAACCAUGGGUCGUAUGCACAGUGGAGGGAAGGGUAUAUCCCAAUCUGCUCUACCAUACCGUCGUUCAGUCCCCAAUUGGCUCAAGUUGACCAAGGACGAUGUGGAGGACCAGAUUGUCAAGCUGGCCAAGAAAGGUCUAACUCCUUCCCAGAUUGGUGUAAUCUUGCGAGACAGUCACGGUGUCGCUCAGGUACGAUUCGUCACUGGCAACAAGAUCCUACGUGUACUCAAAGCCAAGGGUCUGGGCCCAGAUAUUCCAGAAGACUUGUAUCACCUGAUUAAGAAAGCUGUAGCAAUCCGCAAGCAUUUGGAAAAGAACAGGAAGGAUCGCGACUCCAAAUUUCGCCUGAUCCUGGUAGAGUCUCGUAUCCACCGCUUGGCCCGUUACUACAAGACACGUAAUGUGUUGGCCCCUACCUGGAAAUAUGCUUCAUCCACAGCAUCUGCCCUUGUAGCAUAAAUAAAUCUAUUUCUGUGA